Molecule: messenger RNA, 432 nt
Organism: Symbiodinium sp. CCMP2456
Lineage: Eukaryota; Dinophyceae; Suessiales; Symbiodiniaceae
Source: the annotation of a GenBank genome assembly
GAGAACAACUACUUCAGUCACUACUCGCAAGACGGGCGAUCACCCUGGGAUCGAGCCAGAGCACAAGGGAUCUCCGCCAAUGCGGAGAACAUUGCGGCUGGCAAUUCGGGUGCCACGGCGACGCUGCGGCAGUGGCAAAACUCAGAUGGCCACUGCAAGAACAUGAUGAACUCAAGGCACAAGCUGUUCGGGAUCGGCUGGGCCUACGACGCUUCGUCGACGUAUCGCCAUUACUGGACGCAGAUGUUGUCCUCGACGUCCGAGAGUGCGGACAGAUCCUGCUACCCGAGCCGCGAGGCGAAGUUCGCACCCGUUUCCGCCGACUUUCCCGAGGAGGAGAUCACGAUGCAGGUCCCGCUGCCACCCAGCUGGGAGUACACGCCACCGUCCGAUCAUCCCGAGCUACCACCUACAUGGAGUAUCGACGGGUGA